Melanaphis sacchari is the source of this 1288-nucleotide messenger RNA. RefSeq names its product WD repeat-containing protein 82 (gene Wdr82). Gene Ontology annotation, cellular component: Set1C/COMPASS complex. The record is from RefSeq and is a predicted model, not a curated record. Bases 241 to 1191 code for a protein of 316 amino acids. NCBI's taxonomy places the organism in Eukaryota, Metazoa, Arthropoda, Insecta, Hemiptera, Aphididae. The transcript is spliced from 4 exons. Gene Ontology annotation, molecular function: chromatin binding; protein binding.
CCAAUCGCCGCUGUCUCGAUUCUUAUUUCCUGGGUCCUCGGCGUUUCUCGUCCUCCGAACUCAGUCUAUUUUCACGAGUCACAGCAACUACCCGUUACGUUUCACUCUACGUACGACCAACUGAAGCCGCCUGCGCCCCGUCGUGUGUCGGACUCCGAGGACUUCGCCACCGGCUCAUCAUCGUGGUACGGACUGCGGAACGCAGUCAGACGACAAUUGUUGCCGCCAAUUGCCCCAAAGAUGAAGCUGGUCGACAACGUCGUGCGCAGCUUCAAGGUUGCUAAGGUGUUCCGCGAGAACACCGACAAGAUCAACAGCUUUGAUUUUUCGCCUGCCGGUGAUUACAUCAUAUCAUGCAGCGAAGACGACCAGAUCGUCAUAUACGACAGUCAGAAGGGCGAACUGUCAAAGACCAUUAACAGCAAGAAAUAUGGCGUCGAUCUCAUACAUUUUGCGCACACCAAGACGACUGCUAUACACAGUUCGACCAAAGUUGACGAUACUAUCAGAUACUUAUCAUUGCAUGAUAAUAAGUACAUCCGCUACUUUAGUGGACAUGGCAAAAAAGUUGUGUCAUUGUGUGUGUCCCCUAUUGAGGAUAUGUUUGUAUCUGGAUCAUUGGACAAAAGUCUCAGAUUGUGGGAUUUGAGGUCGCCAAAUUGUCAAGGUUAUAUCAAUGUUAUGGGAAGACCAGUGGCAGCUUUUGAUCCAGAAGGCUUGGUGUUGGCUGCUGGCAUUAAUUCUGAAACGCUCAAACUGUUUGAUGUUAGAUCAUUUGACAAAGGGCCAUUCAUUACUGUUAAGCUUCCUCAGGAGAAAGAAUGUGACUGGACUGACCUCAAAUUUAGUCAGGAUGGCCGUACCAUACUCAUCCCUACUAAUGGAUCUUUGAUUAGAUUGAUAAAUGCAUUUAAUGGUACACCAAUUCAGACAUUUACUGGUCACUUGAAUAAUAAAGGCAUUCCAAUCGAAGCAUCAUUCAGUCCAGAUUCUCAAUACAUAUUCAGUGGUUCAACUGAUGGUCGUAUUCAUGUAUGGAACGCAGUUACUGGCUAUAAAGUUUGCGUUCUCAAUGGAGAUCAUCCAGGCCCAGUUCAUUGUGUUAAAUUUAAUCCUAAAUUCAUGAUGAUGGCCUCUGCUUGCACAAAUAUGGCAUUUUGGUUACCUACAGUUGAUGAUAAAGCCAAUUAGUCAAAUAUUAAUUUUAUGUGUGUGCAACUUACAUUACCUAAGUACAAAUGUACUUAUUUAAGUCAAAACAUUUUAAUUAUUGAUUUUCCUAUAAUUU